AGAUAAAAAUAAAAUAAAAGAACAAGCUUUGACGAUUAACAAUGAAACAGUCAGUCAUAGUACUCAAGCAGUUCUCUCAUCCCCAAAACCACAAGCCCCCACACAGAGGUGCAAACCAAACAGUCGCCUUGGGAAAAAACACCUGAACAGAGAAGUCCAGAGCCGUCAAGCGCUGACGCCAACACAUAGUUCAGGGCCGUGAUGCAGUCAACUUUCGAAAGUGAAUCCUUCGUACUGGCGUUGUGGGGCAACAACGCUAACGUGUGGGCCAAAAAGGUGGAACAGUCACAAUUGCCACUUAUACCAAGAGUCUUUCCGAUCCAAAAAAGAAAAUGCAGUAACAGAGAACCAGUGAACGAUCGACAACCGUCAAACAGUCAUCAGUCCAGACCAAUACUACAUGCUCAGUGAACUAAGCUAACUGUGUUAGCCAAUGCUACCAACUGCGACGGCUAAGCGGCCAAAGCAAACUUUGCUAGCAAAAAGCUAGCUAGUAGCACUUAACCAGCACAAACUUUUAUGCUCUCGAUAGCGUUACACACCAUUAGCACGGAUAUUCAUUAGGUAGCUUUUAGCCUCCUCGACCGAAGCAAGUCUCUUCUUACCCCCGUCCUUAGUCGUGAUGAUAAGCCUGGCCGGGAAUAGCAGCACAGGCCUGAGGCCGAGAUUGUAGAGGUCCGCUAAAACCUCUCGAUACUUGGCGCGCUGUUCAAGGACCUUGGGGGCAUAGUCCUCGUAGAUAGCGAUGGGGCUGCCACGGUAUUGUAGCGUGCCUCUCUUGGCUCUGGCCUUGCGGAUGAUUCUCUCUUUCUGUGUGUAACGGUGUAGUCGGAUAAUAACCGCCCUCGGCUUCUCCCCUGGCCCCGGCUUACUGGUCAAUGCCCUAUGUGCUCGGUCGAGCUCCGGGGGAGAAGGCAGAAUCUCCUCACCGAGAAUCUCCGCCAGAAGCUCCGAGAAAAAGGCCGUAGGAUGAGGACCCUCAAUCGAUUCUGGGUCUUGGGGAGGCUUCAGCAAGAGAGACCAGCAUGGAGGGAGAUUGCCUCAGCUGCAUCAAGUAUCUCAUGUUUGUCUUUAACUUCCUCAUCUUUCUGGGAGGGUCAUUUCUCCUUGGAGUCGGGAUAUGGGUGCUGGUGGACCCCACAGACUUUAGAGAGAUUGUGGCUACCAACCCCCUCCUCUUCACUGGAGUUCACAUCAUACUAGCUAUGGGAGGCAUGCUGUUCCUGCUGGGCUUUCUGGGCUGCUGUGGAGCCAUAAGAGAGAACAAGUGUCUGCUACUCUUUUUCUUUAUGUUCAUCCUCAUUAUAUUUUUAGCAGAGCUGGCUGCUGCCAUACUGGCCUUUAUUUUUCGGGAGCAUCUAACCAAAGAGUACUUUACAAAGGAACUGAGGAAACACUAUCAAGGCUUCAACACUACUGAUGUUUUCACCACUACAUGGAAUGCCAUAAUGAACACAUUUGAUUGCUGUGGUGUGAACAGUCCUGAGGACUUUGAGGAGAGCCUCUUCCGUGUCCUCAACCCUAGUUAUGUAGUGCCCGAGGCCUGCUGCCGUAGGAACAGUCACCUAGGGGAUGUGAGCUUCAGCAACAAGGACGAGUGCCUCGCAGGCAACAUGCUAUACCGCAACAACAAGGGGUGUUAUUCAUCAGUUGUGGACUACUUUGAGAUGUACAUAUAUGUGGCUGGUGCCCUGGCUAUUGUUGUGCUUACAGUUGAGCUUUUUGCUAUGGUCUUUGCUAUGUGUCUGUUCAAAGGAAUUCAAUAAGUGCACAAAGGAUUUUCUCAAAAUGGAACUAAACAAGAAUGAUUAGAAAAUUAAUCUUUCAGAGACUUGUACUUCACAGCUGGACCUCUGAGGUGCUAGGUGACACACCAAAAAGGAAAAAAAUAAAAAGAUAGCUCAGUGGACUCGCAUGUAGAGGCUCAUACAUACUUUGAACCAGGUGUUAAAAAGGACCAGUUAAAGCCUGAAUAGAAGAGGACGACGACACUGCACUGAUUUGGCUGAAGAGUAUUUAUAAAAAGUGAUGUGGGCUUGUUUUUAUAGACAUUUGUGUUUAGUUAAAAAUGUUUUAGAAUUUCUUACUCUGUCCAUCAAAAACACCCCCUCCCACACAACAGAACAGCUUAUCAUGCUGGCACUAGUGACACUAGUUCUGUACAUUAUUGUAAGUAUCCAUUUUUAACUCUUACUGUUGUGAUCCUGCCUGUCUGUGUUUGCCUUCUUCCCUCUCUACAUAGCUUUUUUUUAACAUUUUUUUUUUAUUGUGAUGUUUAUUGUAAUGAUGCUUCUAUGUAAUUUAAGCUAAUUUUUUUUAUACAUGCUUAUGUUUGAAAGCUAAG
Molecule: messenger RNA, 2344 nt
Organism: Colossoma macropomum (tambaqui)
Lineage: Eukaryota; Metazoa; Chordata; Actinopteri; Characiformes; Serrasalmidae
Gene: tspan18b
Product: tetraspanin 18b
Exons: 8
Coding region: 1026-1766 (246 amino acids)
Cellular component (GO): membrane
Source: RefSeq, a predicted model, not a curated record